This is a messenger RNA of Prionailurus viverrinus (fishing cat), 1207 nucleotides long. RefSeq names its product ubiquitin conjugating enzyme E2 L6 (gene UBE2L6). Gene Ontology annotation, cellular component: nucleus. Lineage: Eukaryota; Metazoa; Chordata; Mammalia; Carnivora; Felidae. Gene Ontology annotation, molecular function: ISG15 transferase activity; ubiquitin conjugating enzyme activity. Gene Ontology annotation, biological process: ubiquitin-dependent protein catabolic process; protein polyubiquitination; ISG15-protein conjugation. The transcript has 4 exons. The coding region runs from base 117 to 578 and encodes 153 amino acids. The record is from RefSeq and is a predicted model, not a curated record.
GGGGCGUGGCUGGGGGCGUGGCUGGGGGCGGUGCGCUCAGAGUCAGCUAGCCGGCCGAGGUCCUGUUGCUGCUCUCGGAAGCCCCGCGCCCGGAAGCCCCCAGGCUCGGUCCCGAGAUGUCUGCCAGCAAGCGGGUGGCGAAGGAGCUGGAGAGUCUCCAGGCAAAGCUUCCCCGGUACCUACGGAACCUGUUCAGCCAUGAUGCCGAUGUCCUGGUGUGGCACGCCCUCCUCCUGCCCGAGAAGCCACCCUACAACCUCAAGGCUUUCCACCUGCGCAUCAACUUCCCUGAGGACUAUCCGUUCAAGCCCCCUACGGUGACAUUCACCACCAGGAUCUACCACCCCAACGUGGGCCACAAUGGAGAGGUUUGCCUGCCCAUCAUCAGCAAGGAGAACUGGAGUCCUUACACCAAGACCUGCCAAGUCUUGGAGGCCCUCAACGUGCUGGUGAACAGACCAGACCUGGGGCAGCCGGUCCGGUUGGAGCUCGCAGACCUACUGAAGCAGGAUCCGGAGCUGUUCCACAGGGAGGCCAGGGAGUUCACCCUCAAGUAUGGAGUCGACCGGCCCUCCUAACUGGUUCUGACCCCUCUCUUUGCCGGAUCCUCUCUGUGUGACGGGCGGACAUUUCAUGGAAGCUGUGGGGGGCUGGGGCGGGGGGGGGUUGCGGCUGGAGCCUCCUCUCAUUUGUUCCAUGUUUUCCUUCUUAAGUAGCUAGUCAUUAGCCUGUGUGUGUGUGUGAGCGUGUGUGUGUGCGUGUGUGUGUGUGUGUGUGUGUGUGUGUGUGUGUGUGUGUGUGGCAUGGACCCAUUCCCACGUUCACCUGGCCACAGUGUGCUUUUCCUGCUCUUUCUCUGCCCCAGAGGCAGACGAGUUCAUGUUUGUGCAAUUACAGGCCAGCUCUCCAGGGCUCCGUGGUCUCACAGACACAGGUCGCCUUCAGGCCAGCUGGCAGGAAAUGAGCCCAGGAGCCGCCUCGCAUCCCCCUAGGGCCCAGGCAGAGGGGCAGAGGGGAUGUGAGGAGUAUGGAGGGGGGGCAGGGCACUUGGAGAGAAUCAUAUUUACACUUGAGUGAUUGUUUAUUGAGUAUUUGAAGUCAGCCAGACUGCUAAUAGGUACUUCAUGUCUAGAUUUAUGCGCGAAACCUUUCCUCUUCCCCUGAUGAAUCAUGAAGUGAAGAAUCUAAUCUCUAUCCAGAAAUCUGA